AUGGUGCGUGGAGCAAGGAAAGCUAUUGCUGUCGGAGUUGCGGUGGCUGUUGCAUGCGGCCUGCAGAAGCACUUGAAUUUUGUGCCUGGGCCUCGGCAUGCUGCUCCAGUGGCCGCAGCAGCAGCCAGCAUGAUGAUGGCUCCUGCGGCUUUUGCUGAUGAGAUCGGCGAUGCUGCAAAGAAGCUUGGGGAUGCCUCCUACUCUUUUGCCAAGGAAGUGGACUGGAACAAUGGCAUUUUCCUGCAGGCCCCUGGCAAGUUUCAGCCCUUGUCAGCUUUGAAAGCCAUUGACAAGAUGAUCGAAAUGGGGGCAGCCGCAGACCCCAAGCUUCUGAAGGAGGCAGCAGAAGCACAUCACAAGGCCAUCGGGAGCAUCAGCGGGCCAAAUGGUGUGACUUCGCGCGCUGACUGGGAUGCCGUGAAUGCAGCCCUUGGCCGUGUAGUUGCUUCGGUCCCAAAAGCAAAGGUCAUGGCCGUUUACGAUUCAGUGAAGGCCAUCACGGACCCCGGAGUGCCAGCUUACAUGAAGUCCUUGGUGAACGGACCCGAUGCCGAGAAGGCCUACCAAGGAUUCCUGGAAUUCAAGGAUGUUGUUGAAAAGAACCAGGUGACCACCGCCAGUGCUCCUGCAGUUGUGCCUUCUGGGGACAAAAUUGGUGUAGCUGCAAAGGCGUUGUCCGAUGCAUCCUAUCCUUUCAUCAAGGACAUCGAUUGGCUGUCGGACAUUUACUUGAAGCCGCUGCCCGGCAAGACUGCCCCAGAGACGCUGAAAGCCAUCGACAAGAUGAUAGUGAUGGGUGCCAAGAUGGAUGGAAACCUCUUGAAGGCAGCAGCAGAGGCACACCACAAGGCCAUUGGCAGCAUUGAUGCCACCGGUGUGACGUCUGCGGCCGACUACGAAGCUGUGAAUGCAGCCAUUGGCCGCUUGGUGGCAUCCGUGCCGAAGACAACAGUGAUGGAUGUGUACAACUCUAUGGCCGGAGUCGUUGAUUCCACCGUCACCAACAACAUGUUCUCGAAGGUGAAUCCACUGGAUGCAGUGGCUGCCGCCAAGGGCUUCUACACCUUCAAAGAUGUUGUUGAGCGCGGCCGAGUUCAUCCUUUAACGCUGAGUACCAUCAGCGAUCUCUUGGCACUGCAAUCGGCCCCUCCAGGGAAGAUUUGGCGUGUCUGGCAGGCUCAACGUCAGCUCCUGGGCCCACGGCAUCCAGACGUGUGUUGCAGUGCUCUGCGCAUGGUCGAGGCAAGAAAGCAUAGUUGUCGCAAGCGCAAAAUGGCGCCAAGCAGCACAGCAAAUGCUGAGCCAGAGACCAAAAAGUUUGGUUCGUUGAGGUUGCGCAGCUGA
Molecule: messenger RNA, 1344 nt
Organism: Cladocopium goreaui
Lineage: Eukaryota; Dinophyceae; Suessiales; Symbiodiniaceae
Source: the annotation of a GenBank genome assembly